Molecule: messenger RNA, 2271 nt
Organism: Eufriesea mexicana
Lineage: Eukaryota; Metazoa; Arthropoda; Insecta; Hymenoptera; Apidae
Gene: Acsf2
Product: Acyl-CoA synthetase family member 2
Exons: 8
Coding region: 39-1871 (610 amino acids)
Biological process (GO): fatty acid metabolic process
Molecular function (GO): medium-chain fatty acid-CoA ligase activity
Source: RefSeq, a predicted model, not a curated record
UUGGUCGUGAGAUUCGUGUAAUUCGUCAUUCGAAGGAAAUGUUUCGUUAUAGAAUAAUCAAGAAUUUGUCCUCGAUUCGAGUCGCUAUUUUUCGAGUAUACCAUAGAAAUUUUUCUAUCGCAAUAUCGGAAAACUUGUCAUCUGCACGUCGACGAGGCUGGAGAUGUCACGGCGUUUUGAGCCAACGAUGUCGCCUGUGUCACGAAGAGAAGCAAAAAUACGAAAAAAACGCGGCUUACAUGUCGAGUGACGGAGAGGUGCCCUUGAUGCACGAGACUAUCGGAAACUUACUAGGAACGGCGGCAGAGAGGUGGCCUGACCGAGAGUGCGUGGUGUCCCUUCAUCAGGAUGUACGAUUGACAUUCUCGGAGCUUAUUCGUCGUGCCGAUCGUUUAGCAGCUGGCUUAACGAAACUGGGCCUGAAACACGGCGACCGAUUGGGUAUAUGGGGUCCCAACGACGUGGAAUGGGUGAUCACCUUCAUGUCCGCCGUGAGGGCGGGUUUUAUCCUGGUCGCGAUCAAUCCCAGCUAUCAAAUGGAGGAGCUCACCUACUGUUUGCAAAAGGUCGUCGUAAAGGCUGUGAUAUCACCCGAGAAUUUAAAAACGCAGGACUAUCCACGCAUGCUACUUGAAGCUCAGCAAACGUGCCCCAGUUUGGAACACAUAAUUAUCUAUUCGAAGGAUCACGUGACUGGGACUCGUCGAUUCAGCGACGUGGAGGAGCUCGCGUCCAGGACCGAGGUGGAACGGAUCGCGAAGGAACAGGACCGAAUAUCCUGCAACAGCGGUACCAACAUACAGUUCACCUCUGGGACCACUGGCAGACCGAAAGCCACGCUCUUAUCGCAGUUCUCCAUAUUGAAUAACUCGAAACAGGCUAUCGUAAGAUCAGGGUUCACCGUUGGACAGAGGGUUUGCUUAAAUGUGCCAUUCUUUCACGCAUUCGGCACCAUUAAAGGAUUGCUCUGCAUGCUUCACGGGGGUAUCACUAUGGUGCUACCCUCCCGCACGUUCAACCCCGUGAAGUCGGUGGAUGCGAUACUACGGGAGGGCUGCAACACCGUUUAUGGAACACCAACGAUGUGGAUCAAUCUGUUGGAUGCGUGCCAACGACUUCAACCUCCACCGAUAACUUUAGCCCAUGGCAUCACCGGUGGUUCUCCCGCAUCGCCGAAGCUGUUCAGAAGUAUAAGGGAGUACUUCAAUUUCGACAACGUAAAGACGGUAUACGGCCUUACAGAGACGACAGCCAUCGUCUUCCAGUCGCUGCCCAACGAAGAGCACUCGUUGACGGACAAUACGGUCGGUUAUCUGACUAAUCACGUCGAAGUCAUGGUUGCCGAUGAGAGUGGCAAGGUUGUACCGUUUGGCACAACCGGUGAACUGUGGGUUCGAGGAUAUUCCAUUAUGCAGAAAUAUUGGAACGACGAAGAGGCGACUAGAAAGGCUUUUAGCAAAGAUGGCUGGUUCAAGACAGGUGAUCUGUUCGUCUUAAGACCUGACGGAUACGGGCAAAUAGUCGGUAGACUGAAAGACAUGCUAAUUCGGGGAGGCGAGAACAUUUUUCCAAAAGAGAUCGAGGAUGUGCUGAUGACGCACCCCCUGGUGGUUGAGGCGCAAGUUAUCGGCGCCUAUGACGAGGUGUACGGGGAAGAGGUGUGUGCAUGCGUGCGCCUUCGAAGCGACGCGACUCUCGGCAAGGAAGAAUUGAAGGAGUAUUGUAAGAGUCGUAUGGCACACUUUAAGAUUCCGCGUUACGUGGAAUACGUAACGGAAUAUCCAAAGACGGCCAGCGGGAAGAUACAAAAGUAUAAAUUGAAGCAAGAAAUGGAACGCGAGCAAGUGAUUCCUACUAGUCCGACAACGUAGAGAAAUCGCAUUUGUUAUAUCGCCUCUGAGGAAAUCAAUAACACGUAAAACUCUAUCUUAGUUUCUCUCUGAUAUCAGUAUACGCGAUCUUGCGAUAAUAUCGAUGAACGUUUGAUUAUUUUAUACAUUGCGUAAGAAGAUAAGAUCAACGGGAUUGCGAGACGAGUUCGAGAGGUCGAUGAUAGGAUGGCGCCACGUAUUCCUCUAUCGAGUCAUCAUCGGUAAAGUCGGCAAAGUAGAAAGCUAUCUCACGCAUGGUCGAAUUGGCGUCGCUCGAGCAUAACGCUUACCAUCGAACUGGUAAACGAAAUACGACAUGGUUUUAUUUUAGUUAAAUUCAAACUGUAUUUCCGUGUCGUGUCGUGUCAUGUAACUCUCUCUUAGCGUUAAUCCCAAUAAA